UCGGCGCUGGGGAGGGGGCGCGCGGCUGCGGUCCCUCUGCAGAGGGCUGCGCGCCUCCGGAGCUCCCCGUUGUUUGGGCCCGUGCGCCUCGACCUCGGGAUCAGGGAUCUGGGUAAAUGGAGGCAAGAGCAGAGACUCUGGGUCGGGAUCGGAUGCACUGAGCCCCUGGUGACAGAGAGCGGCAGACCCCGGGUCCCGGUCAUCAGAAGGCGAGGAGCACGGGCUGCAAGGUCGCUUGAUCCUCAGGCGUCUCAAGGUUGGUCUUUGAAUAAACGAGAAUUUUGCCCAGGACAGAACUUUCAUUCAAAGAGGAAAUUAAUAGAAAAGAAAAACCAUGAGAAACAGAUAAACAAGGCAUUUGUGUCCUGAAGAAGCCAUAGAAAUAACUGUGGAGUGAAAGCAGGGUAGACGCCAGGGAAAAAUCGGACUUGGUGUGAUAUUUUUGUCACAAAAGUCUUCAAGAGGAAGAAAGUAGACGCUUUUCCAGAGAAUGAAGGAGUGCAGUGUCAAAACGGAGGAGACCGUGGUUUCUGAGAUUCAAGUAGAAACUAAGGAUGAGAAGGGGCCGGUAGCAGUUAGUCCUCAGGAGGAGAGGCAAGAGAGAAAAACAGCUACACUCUGCUUCAAGAGAAGGAAGAAAGCAAACAAGAUGAAGCCCAAGGCUGAUUCCAAGACUGUUGAGGUGACAAAGAAGCAUCUCCCAGAAGCCGGGGAUUCUGGUCAGUCGCAGCCAGCGGGGGCCUGGGCCUCCAUCAAACGCCUUGUGACACACAGGAAAAGGUCCGAGUCUUCAAAGAAGCUGAAGCUAUCUGAGCCUGAAGAGCCUGAGGACUUGGCCCUUCCUAAGAAAAAAGCAAAAUCCAGACUUAAGAUUCCUUGCAUAAGAUUCUCAAGAGGGGCAAAGCGAAGUCGCCAUUCCAAACUCACGGAAGACUCAGGCUACGUCAGAGUCCAGGGAGAGGCUGAUGAUUUGGAGACAAAAGCCCAGACCCAGCUGGCUGACCAGGCAACCCAGGCUAAGUCCACCCAGGAAGGUGUGUUGGCAGAAGCUGGUAAGGAGGUCCGAGAAUCGCAUGUAAGCAACAGCGUCACGUCGGGGGAGAAUGUGAUUUCCGUACAACUGGAAUUAGAAAAUGAGUCUUCUGCUAUUCAGAUGGGCACCCCGGGGCUUGAAACAGAAACUAAAGUGAUUAAGGAAACGCAGCAUGUACAGGCGCAGCGAGCAAGUUCAGAAGCAGGCAGCCCGCGACCAGUGGCUUCUGCUGCUCCUCCCUCACCAGCAACCGCACAUCCACAUCGGUGCAGUGUGGGAGAGCCCAGUGAGGACACCCAAGAAAGCACACCAAGUGGGAAAGAUGAGAGGAGCAGAAAGAGUGCUGCUGCAGAAAAGAAAUCAGGAGGAAUUGUGCUGAGCCAGGCAGAGGAAACUGCCGUGAGCCAGGCAGAGGAAACUGCCGUCAGCCAAGCAGAGGAAACUGCCGUCAGCCAAGUAAGGGAAGUUACAGUCAGCCAGGCGGAGAAAACUUCAGUGGGCCAAGCCAGCCAGGCAGAGGCAGCCACAGUAGCACAGGCAGAGGCAGCCACAGUAGCACAGGCAGAGGCAGCUACAGUAGCACAGGCAGAGGCAGCUACAGUAGCACAGGCAGAGGCAGCUACUGUAGCACAGGCAGAGGCAGCUACUGUAGCACAGGCAGAGGCAGCUACAGUAGCACAGGCAGAGGCAGCUACAGUAGCACAGGCAGAGGCAGCUACAGCAGCACAGGCUGAGGCAGCUACAGUAGCACAGGCAGAGGCAGCUACAGCAGCACAGGCUGAGGCAGCUACAGUAGCGCAGGCAGAGCCAGCUACAGUAGCACAGGCAGAGGCAGCUACAGUAGCACAGGCAGAGGAAGCUACAGUAGCACAGGCAAAGCAAGCUACAGUAGCACAGGCAGAGGAAGCUACAGUGCAGACAGAGGAAGCUACAGUUGGCCAGGAGGAGGAAGACAUAAUGGCCCAGGCAGAGGCAGCUACAGUCAGCCAGGCAGAGGAAGACACAGGGGCCCAGGCAGAGGAAGACACAGUGCAGGCAGAGGAAGCUACAGUUGGCCGGGCAGAGGAAGACACAGGGGCCCAGACAGAGGAUGACACAGUGCAGGCAGAGGAAGCUACAGUUGGCCGGGCAGAGGAAGACACAGGGGCCCAGACAGAGGAAGCUACAGUUGGCCGGGCAGAGGAAGACACAGGGGCCCAGACAGAGGAUGACACAGUGCAGGCAGAGGAAGCUACAGUUGGCCGGGCAGAGGAAGACACAGGGGCCCAGACAGAGGAAGACACAGUGCAGGCAGAGGAAGACACAGGGGUCCAGGCAGAGGAAGCUGCAAUAAGCCGGGCACCAGAUCUGAAAGAAAAUGGACUUGAUACAGAGAAACCCAGAUCAGAAGAAAGCAAAAGAAUGGAGCCAAUUGCUAUUAUCAUUACAGACACUGAAAUCAGUGAAUUUGAUGUUAAGAAAUCUAAAAAUGUCCCUAAGCAAUUCCUAAUUUCAAUGGAAAGUGAGCAAGUAGGGGUUUUUGCUAAUGACAGUGAUUUCGAGGGGAGAACUUCAGAACAAUAUGAAACACUCUUAAUAGAAACAGCUUCUUCUCUCGUCAAGAAUGCCAUCGAGCUGUCUGUAGAGCAGCUGGUUAAUGAAAUGGUCUCUGAGGAUGAUAAGAUAAAUACUCUGCUACAAUGACUUCAUUUCCAGACCGCGCGAAGAGGGGGGAAAAACAACCUUUAAAGACGGAUUCUUUUCUACACUUGUGGCACUUCUUUCUCAGUAACAAAUUAGAGGCUUACCAUCUGCGGGAUCUCAAGGUGCGAGUUCAGCCCAAAAGUGCCAAAGAAUAAAUGAAGUUUGUAAAACCCUGUCCCUGGAACACAGUUCUGGACUGGGGGCGGUCAGCACAGAUCACAGGGUGCAGUGACAGGCAGGGAGGAGUGGGAAAGGCUUGUGAUGAGCCCAGCGCUCUGAAGAAGACUAUUUCUUGAGCAUUGGUAUGCUAGAUGCCCCUACUGUUCCCUAAUGUCACAAAGGUUGGGUUUUGUUUUGUUUUUGUUUUUUUUCCUGAUGGUUCGACCCUGUGUAUAGGUGAACGCUGCAUCCGCUUUUCUUUUACAGUGUGUGCUCCUGUUGUGUCUGACGGUGAAUCACGUGAGUGGGGUUCUAGUCCCGAACAAGUUCCCUACAAAAGCCAUUCACGGGUUCCUUCUGCCAGGCGAAUAGCUACAAGUGUGUAAGCGUGGAAACAGAGUGUGUUCUCUCUCCACCUUCCUUCUGCCCAGCAGACCUGUGUAUAUACCCAUCUGUGGGUGGACCCGUGUGCAGAGAAGUCAAAAGGGAAAGAGUAAUUUUUAUCCAGAAGGCAAACUUCCCAGAUAGCAGAGCUAUCUCCCCCUAGCAGAGUUACUUUUUUUUUUUUUUUUUUUUUUUGAGACAGGGUUUCUCUCUGUAACCCCUGGCUGUCCUGGAACUUGCUCUACAGACCAGGCUAUGUGACAGCUAAUUACAAAAGAUGCAGGACAGAGAGAUGGCUGGAUGGCUGUUGAAGAGCAUCCUCUUCAGGCCUGAGCACCACUGCCUCCUGAGCGCUGGGGUUAAAGGCGCGCGCCGCCGCUCCCCAUCAAGCUCCCCUGGUUUUCAUCUGCUCUGCGUUUACACUGUGUUCAUGAACUGUGUACGUGUUCACUGCUUCUUCCUAUAUUUUCUCUCUAUAAAUACACACUGGGAUCGAGUACAGAAGUAACUAACGCGGCUUUGGAAUUUAACCAAGUGGUGGAUGUUUAGCAAUAUUCUUGGCUGGAAUGUGAAAAUAUUUCCUUCAGGCUUGCCUAUCUUCUUCGUGUGCUUAAUGGGUGGUGGGGAUCUCAUUCAGUUUAGCUAGACAAAAACACGUGGUCCCCUCAAUAAAUUUCUUUUCAUUGUGUCCCCUUUAGACAUAAAACCAAGAGUCACUGAUAAAUCCUCUUUAAAAACCACCUUAUCCCACUGUAUAUGGUGCUAAUAGACUUGUAUACAUAGCUACCAGCAAAUAUGUUUAAAAACGAGAAGUUUUAAAAGCCUGGUUAAAGUUGGUGCACUUUGCAGUAUUUUAAAUAAUCCUGUAUCUAUUUACUUAUAAGGAUGGCUCCAAGUCAAUAUACUUGCAUUAAAGUUUCUAACAGUCUUUUAUGAGUGAGUAAAAUCUAUAAAAUACACAGCUCUUAGCAUUUAUUGAAGGCGUUUUGGAUUUGGGGAUUUCUGAAAAGUAGGCACAAAGUGUGUGCUUUUGGGGGUAAGAAAGUAGCCUCAGGUUUCAGGUUUUGGGGGUGUGUGUUAGAUCACUACGACUUUGGUCAGAAUGUAUUCUAAUUGAUUGGUUUAUAUAAGAAAAUAUAUUCUCCUUCAUUCUUAAAAUGGUUUCUCUGGCUUUUCUGAGGACUUAAAUAAACAGAAUUUCCAUCUGUAAACAGAAUGCAGAAAUUUGUUACCCGGUUGCAACCUGAUACAUCUGCUCUAUGGUCAAAUUACAGUGAAUUUUAAGGUGAGCCGAACCAGAGAGCUGGCUUGUAAGUCUGCAUAAAAUAUUUUUUUAUAGGAUGUACUUCAGGCAAUUUGACCUUCUAUGCAGAGCAUGUAGAAAGAUUCUGACUCCAUUUACACUCUUUUGGCCUCAAACUGACCAGAUUAAAGGUAUCAGCUUAUGGCACUCACAUUAAUUUUAAUUGUAAUCUGCCUCUAAUGUACAUUUAUUAGCUAGAAUCAACUUUCUUUUUGAACUCAGAAUUUCCUAAGGCUGGGGGCGUCGAUCAGAUACCGGAUGAUCUUUCAGUAUAUUAUCUUCACCCUCUUAAGAGCUGAGUAUUAUUCAUUCCACUUCUUACAACACAGAGAAUAUAAGCACUUGCUGAAAUUGUGUGUGUGUGCGUGUGUGUGUGUGUGUGUGUGUCACUAUUCACUUAACAUUUUUUCAAAGCCCUUUUUAGGGUAUUAAAAAUAGUACCCGGUAACAUUUAAGUAAAGGUAGCAGAAAACAAAAGAACUUUCCAACAGAAAUCAUGUUCCCUGCCACCUCCUCCACCUCCAGGAAUAAUCAGCACGUGGCACAGAUGAAGCUCUUCAGAAAAGCUGUCUGCAUAAUUUUCCUCCCAGGCAAUGGGUUUGACAGCGUGAAGAUGGCGGUGCUCUUAAUUGAUCUACUAUUUAGUGGCGUCUUAGACAGGGCUUUACUUCUGAGAGAUGAUGUGCCCUCGACAAGAUAUUGAGUGAGGUUCCUUGCUAGAGGGGACUUAGUGGGCUUGGCCUGUGAGAAGGCCCAGGGGCCAGCCCUGCCCAUGCGCACCACCCAGAGUUCAUUUCGUCUGCAAAUGUCUGACUUCCAACAGAAUUUUCUAGGGGUUUGUGGCAGAAUUUUUGAAACAAUUGUUAUACUUUUAAACCCUGUUGUUUGAUCGCUCAGCCAGCUUGACUCAAUAAGUAGUCUGCUUUCUAGUUUAAUACUAAACACAGCAGGAUUUGACUUUUCUGCCUGCCAUUUGUGUAUCUUUUAAAUAUCUUCAUUUAAGUUGUAGAGUUCUUUCGAAUUCCUGUUUUACCAUGUAACAAAGUUUCUUAUAUCGAAGUGAAACUUUCAGUCCAUUCUGCAUUUUUAUCACACCCUUUUAAAAAGAAUUUUUGUAAUGAUCCUUGAUGACAAAAAUUUAUUAAAAUGAAUCUACACAAAGUAUGGGCACCCCAAUUAAGUUAGAGUCAUCCCUGAUAACAUGACCUCCCACACUCAUCCUGGAUAGGGUGUGUGUGUGUGUGUGUGUGUGUGUGUGUGUGUAUGUGUGUGUGUGUGUGUUGGGGGCAAAGGAGGUGGCAACAGAAGCCAGGAAGGGGUAAGACAGAGCCAAUGCUGAAAGAUAAGUGCCAAACAGGGACGUUUGGGAUGGGGAAGCUGGAAUCUAACUACAGGGGCGGUCUGAACAUAAACAGUGAACCCAUUCUGAUGUGUGCCCCUGUGCAGGAAAAGGCCUGCACAAGGCCAUGUCAGUUCUUCUCCCGUAGAAAUGCUGUGUAGAUGAGCCACUAUAAAAGUAAGAGCACCGUUUUGUAUUCUCACUAAAAUUAGUAUUACUGUGAAUCAAAGGCUAAUACUACAGAAAUAAUACUCUGUAGAGAAAAGGUUUUCAAGCUAAAUUAAUUCAUGUACCGACUAAUACAGAAUAAAUGUUAUAUUA
Meriones unguiculatus (Mongolian gerbil) is the source of this 6222-nucleotide messenger RNA. It is a transcript of the gene Akap5, whose product is annotated as A-kinase anchoring protein 5. Gene Ontology annotation, cellular component: dendrite membrane; excitatory synapse; dendritic spine. Gene Ontology annotation, biological process: positive regulation of adenylate cyclase activity. The coding region runs from base 491 to 2716 and encodes 741 amino acids. The record is from RefSeq and is a predicted model, not a curated record. Lineage: Eukaryota; Metazoa; Chordata; Mammalia; Rodentia; Muridae. The transcript has 2 exons. Gene Ontology annotation, molecular function: glutamate receptor binding; calmodulin binding; GABA receptor binding.